Molecule: messenger RNA, 591 nt
Organism: Trypanosoma grayi
Lineage: Eukaryota; Euglenozoa; Kinetoplastea; Trypanosomatida; Trypanosomatidae
Product: GINS complex subunit 1
Exons: 1
Coding region: 1-591 (196 amino acids)
Biological process (GO): DNA strand elongation involved in mitotic DNA replication; DNA replication
Cellular component (GO): GINS complex
Source: RefSeq, a predicted model, not a curated record
AUGGAGGAUUCUAUUGAUCCUUCUGCUGAGCUUAUUAACGAACUGCGGGCCCUCGUAGUUGGUGGUUGCGCCAUAGUUCCUUUUGAUGAGAGGAAGGUGCGUGCUGUUGUGGACAGUGUGUCUGACUCAUUCCGUAAUCUUCAAUCCAUAUCGCGUAAUCCGUACGCUGACCCAUCGCAGCCGUUCUAUGCGAGCUCCAUGAAGUACUACAAAGCCAAGUACUUGAGAGACAAAAGGUGCCUCUUGGCCUACCUAAUGUGGAGGCAAUCACAGAUGACAAAAUCCUGGUGGGAAGCAAAAGACAAUGCAUUAUCAGAGGUAUUGGCGCCGUGUGAAUUAUCCUUCCUAGAGGAAUACAAUAACAUUAUGGUUGAAUACAUGACGGCGUUUGCUGUUCCUUUGGACCUUAGAGCAUUCACUUGGCGGCCGCCCUCAACUCAGCAGUUGGAGGUUCGAGGUCUGGUGAAUCAUGUAUUUGUCUCCCCAAUCACCGGAGCUGUGAUUAACCUCUACAAGGGAAAGCAAAUUCUUCUUGGGUUUGAAGAGGCAGAGUCACUCAUUCAACAGGGUGUAGUGGAGCUGGUUGAAUAG